Molecule: messenger RNA, 711 nt
Organism: Colletotrichum spaethianum
Lineage: Eukaryota; Fungi; Ascomycota; Sordariomycetes; Glomerellales; Glomerellaceae
Product: UV excision repair protein rhp23
Exons: 1
Coding region: 1-711 (236 amino acids)
Biological process (GO): uroporphyrinogen III biosynthetic process
Molecular function (GO): uroporphyrinogen-III synthase activity
Source: RefSeq, a predicted model, not a curated record
AUGGUUAGUUGGGCCAUCGUGCAGCUUACGGCCCUAAAGUACACCGGGGACAAGGAAGCCGAGCUGAUGGAAUGGACAGGAACCGACAAAAAGUGGCCGCACCUCCAGGACGUGCCGGUCUACAGCGUCGGUCCGGCCACCACGCGAGCACUUAAGUCCGUCCCACAAGAACCGCCGUUGCAAAUAUUUGGGGAGCACACCGGCAAUGGCGACGCCCUAGCCAAGUUUAUACUGGAACACUACGGCCAAUGGUACAAGGGCCGGUCGACGAAGCCACCCUUGCUCUUCCUUGUCGGUGAGCAGCGGCGGGACAUCAUUCCCAGGAGCCUCAUGGAUGCGGAGUUGCCGAGUGACCAAAGGAUCCAGGUGGAUGAAAUUGUUGUCUACGGAACGGGCGUAAUGGAAUCUUUCUCCCACGACUUUGCAGAAAUCCUCAGGGCUACCGAGGACCGGCCGGCACGCUGGGUCGUCGUCUUCUCGCCGACGGGCUGCGACAGUAUGCUGCGCGGCCUUGGGUUGCUGGACGAGUCGACGGGGAAGGCAAAGAGAGAUGGACGUGAGGAGCGCAACACGUUCAUUGCGACCAUCGGUCCGACGACAAGGGAUUAUCUGAGACGCACGUUCGACUUUGAGCCAGACGUCUGUGCCGAGGAACCGAGUCCAGAAGGCGUCAAACGUGGCAUUGUUCAGUUGCUUGAGAGGCACAGGUGA